AUGCCUAAAUUCAUUUAUCCAUCCAGUACAAAUGAUGAAACUUAUAAUGAAAUAAAAAGUCUUCGUUCAAGCAAAACAAAUAAACGAUUAAGACAUUUACCAAUAUUCGAACGUAUUUAUUACAAAAAAACAUGUGAAGUUAAGAAAACAGGUCAUAAUUUAGAAGAUGUACAUCGUCUUUAUGAUGGUAAUUUACGCUAUACAACACAUAAUUUAACUUAUUCAUUAAAUAAAAAGAAACGUUGGUUAUUACCUGAUAUUAUUCAAGAACGCAUUUGUGAAUAUGAUUCUACUGCUCAAUCUUCUAAAUUAAAAAACGGUGAUCAAAUAUCAACUGUUGAUGAACGUCUUAAAAUUAUUAUGUAUGAAAAUGAAAAUAUUCGUCAUUCCUCUACUUGUUUACGUUAUGCUAAUAAUCAAACAGAACCACAAAUAUUAUAUAACAAUGGACGAAGAUUUAAUUCAACAACAUUAACAAAAUGGAUAAAUUUUGAUACGCGCGAACGUUGGAAUAGUCAUCAUCGAAAUCAUAGUGAUAAUCGAGUGAAUCAACCAAAUUUUGGUAUACAACAACGACCAGGAUUUUUUCCCAGUGAAGUAACAUAUGAAUUUUUAUAUCCAAAACGUCUUUCAUCAUUCGAAACUCAUAAGAAUGGGAAAACAUCAUUAUCACUUUGUAAAGUUCCAGAUAGAUAUGAUUUAUCUGGACGAGAUAUCAGAGAUACAAAUAAAAAACGACGAAAAAUACGAAGAAAUGAAUGUAUGAAACUUGAUUUUGAUGAAUAUGAAUAUAAUUUUGAAGAAGAAGAUAUUAAUACAAAUGAAUUAAUAAUUACAUCAUCAAAUUGUAUUGAUGAAAAUGAAAAAUGGUCUAUUGUUUUUGAAGAAUCAAAUGAUCAAUACUCAGCUUCUAUUGAUCUACCAAUUGAAUAUUUUAUCCGUUCAAUCUCAUCUAAUUGCAAAUCUACUUCUUUUUCUAAUGAUAAUUCAUCAGAUAUUAUCAAUGAUCGUAAAGCACAUAAAUAUUUCGAACCUUGGCCAAUAUCCAAUAAAAAUAUUAAAAAAUCUUCAAUUAUUACCGAAGAUUUAUUGUGUUCUAUUCCGUGUGAAAAUGAGUCAGACUUUCUUUCUUUAAUGCAACAGUCAGCACUGAAAAUUGUUCAAGCAAAUCUUUCACCACCAAUAUUUCUUCAACGUACACCAACAUCAUCUUUUUCUGUUAUUUAUACAUAUUGUCGAAAGUCAUCUACUGUCGAAGCAAAACUUAAAUUUAUUGAUCUACCUCCAAAUAUUAUUUUCAAUGCAAAAGAAAUAACUUUAAAAAAAUUAAUUGAAUUAGUAUCUAAUAAAUUAGAUGAAAAUCAAGUAGACUUAAACAGUAAACCAACGGAAAAUACUCGUAUAGAUGUUGACGCAUUACGUGGUUCAUUACCAUUACCAUUACACAUUACACAAAAAAUGAUUUUAGUUCGACCUAAUUCAACAGAUAAACUCACAGCAUUAAAAAAUGAAAAUCUUACUAAUGAUAAUAAAGACCAACAAGAACGAUGGUAUGAUACAACAGGUGAUGAAUAUGAAAUAUUGGAAUGUUCAAUUUGUUGUGAUACUUUAACUAGUUAUGAUGCUUGUCAACUUCUUCCUUGUCAUCAUACACUUUGUCAGUCAUGCUUAAAAUCAUAUAUCUGUACAAGUAUAUCAUCAGCAACAUAUUCUUCAUCUGGUGGUACAUCACCAAUAACUUGUUUUCAACAAAAUUGUUCAACACAAUUAAAUUCAUCUCUUCUUCAAGCAUUUAUUUCAUAUGAAAUUUAUCAAUCAUAUAAUCAAUCAUUAAUUGAUCGUCAUUUAUUUUCAUCGGGUAAUUAUCGUAAAUGUCCAUCACGUGUAUGUUUAAAUUUACUUAUUAUUGAUGAUAAAACAAAAUCAUCAUUAAUGUGUUCAUGUGGUCAACGUGUUUGUUCAGAAUGUUUAGAAGAAUAUCAUUUUCCAGCAACAUGUCAACAAUAUAAAUCUUAUGUAGCACGUUUACGUGAAAGUGGUGAUGAUUUAUUAAGUAUAUCAAAAAUUGGAGAUAAUUCAAAUUGUUAUAUAGCUGAAGGAAAAAAUUGUCCAAAUUGUGGUGAAUUUGUUGAAAAGAAUGGAGGUUGUCCUCAUAUGACAUGUAAAUGUGGUAAUGAAUAUUGUUGGAUGUGUUUAAAACGAUGGUCAACACAUAAUUAUUCAGCUUGUUUUAAUAUACCUGAAUCAACACAUGAACUUCGUUCAUCAACACGAAAUCGUUUACAUAAUAAAGCAAUAAAUCAUCGUCGUGAACGUAAUCAAUAUUCAUUUAAUUUAUUAUCACAAUCUGCACGAAUACCAACAAUUCCUUCAACAAAUUAUAAUUUAAUUUUAUCAACUUAUAUUGAUUUAAAUACAUUAGCAGAAUUUCUUUAUGUUUUAUUACAACGACGACGUACGGAUGUUAAUAUUCGUGCUGUUUUAAGUCGAACAGCAAAACGUUUAGAAACAGAUGCAUUUCAAAUAAAAAUACAAACUCAAUGUAAACAAAUUAAAAUGGAACAUAUUCAACAAAUACGAUUAAGACUUCAACAGACUGUAUCCAGUUUAUUGCAUAUGAAAAGAAACAAUAUUUUAAUGUAA
Molecule: messenger RNA, 2643 nt
Organism: Rotaria sp. Silwood2
Lineage: Eukaryota; Metazoa; Rotifera; Eurotatoria; Philodinida; Philodinidae
Source: the annotation of a GenBank genome assembly